This is a messenger RNA of Xylaria bambusicola, 960 nucleotides long. RefSeq lists its product as uncharacterized. Bases 1 to 960 code for a protein of 319 amino acids. Lineage: Eukaryota; Fungi; Ascomycota; Sordariomycetes; Xylariales; Xylariaceae. The record is from RefSeq and is a predicted model, not a curated record. The transcript is spliced from 2 exons.
AUGGCUGCCGGCAAUAGAAGCAGUCCGCGCACCGUCGCCGACGCCACACGCUUCACAUCCAACACUCCCCACGCCCACACCAAAUCAAACAACACCCCUCCUGCUUCUGCCUCGGGCGCCAGCGGCCGGUCCUCAAACAACAGUCCCAAUGCAUCGUCGUCGAUAGGGAGGAGACCGGGAGCCGGAGCCGGAGCCGGAGGAGCUGCGGCAAUGCAAGAGACCAUGGAAGAGCGUGUGCGCCGGUUGCGCGCCGCCCAUCUCGCCGCGAAGCAACAUAGUGUGUCCCGGAUGGACCAGCUCAUCGGGAACUCGAGGCGGAUAUUCGAUGCCGCGCACAAGUUUACCGUUAUGGGGUUAAUUGGGUUUAGCGGCAUCGCCCUCCUCGUCACAGCCUACGCAACAGUCGAUAUGAUGAUGCUAAACCGCAAGCGACGCACCGAGUUCUUCGCGCUGCAGAAGCAGCUCAAGGAAGACAGUCUCGAGGCCGCGCGGCUAGCCUACAUGACGGGCACCGCGACAGAAGAGCAAAUCGCCCUCGUCGAAGACGCCACCGCGAAAGCCAACGAGGCCGGCAUCUCGCUGCCUUCUAUCCUUUCAGCUCCACAGAGUGCUGCGCCUGCUGGUGGGCGAGAUGCUACUCCUUCCGCUACGUAUACCAACUCUGAAGAGAAUGCGAGCGGGGAGGAGAAGAAAGGAGGAAUCGCGGGAUGGUUGUUCGGCGGCCUCAAGAAAGAAGAUGUCAGGGAUGAUGAAACGCUUAGCACGAGUGAUGACCGCUGGAGAACGACGGCGGCGGCGGCGGGAGAUGUGGGUAGUGCUCUCCGGGAUAAAGCGAAGGCUGCGUUUGAGUCCGAGAGGGAUACGCAGCGGAGGGGCGGCCCGUUAGAUCAGAUUGGUCUUGAUACGACUGCUGCGACGAGCAGUAGCGGAGAAGGAAAGAAGAAGGGUUGGCUUUGGUAG